This is a messenger RNA of Entelurus aequoreus (snake pipefish), 2871 nucleotides long. RefSeq names its product lactamase, beta (gene lactb). NCBI's taxonomy places the organism in Eukaryota, Metazoa, Chordata, Actinopteri, Syngnathiformes, Syngnathidae. The record is from RefSeq and is a predicted model, not a curated record. Bases 159 to 1751 code for a protein of 530 amino acids. The transcript has 6 exons.
GAAGAUGUCUAUGGAGACUGUCAUGUAAUUAUAAAAUGAAACUGAAGAUGGCAGUAAUGCCACACAGAUGGAUGCCAGUUGCUGUAAACUUGAUAAGAAGAAGAAGAAACCAAGCAAGCGGGGUGUUUUUAACCAAACAAAGGAGUGUUUAAAAAAAAAUGUUACGUUUGUUGUUUUCACAUGUUUUCUGUGGCAAAUAUACGACACAUUCUACGUUGCCGAGGUCUUUAUGGAGGUCGCUAACGAGGCAAUCAGACACCACAUUGAGUGUUUUUAACCAAUGGCGGCGCCAAUCUCAUGCUGGCAAGUCCAGCACUAUCUUUUCCAAACACCGACCAAAGUCUCCCGUGGUGUGGAUAUGCGGGGUCGGCGCGGGUCUGGCCCUGGUUUUAGGACUCACUCGCCGAGCGGGGACGGACGACACUUCGUGUGAUGAUAACAAGACGAGUGGCCAUCGAUACGACGCUGCCGUCGCAGCGAGCCGCGUGUUGUUGCAGCUGGCACGGGCUGAAGUCGGAGCUCCUGGUCUGGUGGUGGGGGUCUCCGUGGAUGGGGUUCAUGUCUGGUCUGAAGGGAUCGGGUAUGCUGAUUUGGAGAACCAGGUGCAAUGCGGACCUAAGACUAAGAUGCGGAUCGCCAGCAUCAGUAAGUCGCUGACAUCUGCAGCAGCUGCUCGCCUGUGUGACGAAGAGAAACUAGAUCUGGAUGCUCCAGUCCAGAAAUACUUACCAGAGUUUCCUGAGAAAGAGUUUGAUGGACAGAAUUUCACAGUAACCCCUCGCAUGAUUCUCUCCCACCUAAGUGGAAUACGGCACUAUGAGAAGGAUGCCAACAAAGUGAGGGAGGACAAGGAGAAAGCCAAGCGGCUUUUAAAGCCCAAAAAAGAAGACGAGGGCUCGGGUGAAAGCAAAAGUGAUCCCUCAAAAGAGCAGAGUCCCCAAUCCAAAGAGGCGCAGAAGAAAAAAGAGUUUGAUCAUGAAGAAUAUUACCUGAUGGACAAUUUUGAAAAUGUCACCCAAUCACUGACGCUCUUUAAGGACGACCCGCUCAUAUUUAAACCAGGCACAACUUUCCUGUACUCCACCCACGCCUACACCCUCCUGAGCGCUGUCAUGGAGCAGGCUGCUGACCAGUGCUUCCUGGAUGUCAUGAUGAACCUGUUUCAUGAACUUGGAAUGCUGGAUACCGUGCCAGACCAGAAUGAACCUAUCAUUUACCAUCGCUCCAGAUACUAUCAUCUGAACAAGCGAGGACGGGUAGUGAACUGCCCGUACGUAGACAACUCGUACAAGUGGGCGGGAGGCGGCUUCCUUUCCACUGUGGGCGAUAUGCUGCGGUUUGGCAACGCUCUUCUUUACAGCUACCAAAUUGCCUCCCUCAAGGACGCAAAUGGCCUCCUCCUCGGCUUCCUCCAACCCAAGACGGCCGUAGCUCUGUGGACCGCAGCGGACAAGACCGCCGCCACCUGGGACAAGGACGGACGGUACGGCCAAGGCUGGCUGGUCGUGGACAAAGAGCAGAGGUAUGGCCAUUGCAGGAAGCGCAGGCAUUACGUGUCGCACACAGGGGGCGCUGUUGGGGCCAGCAGUGUCCUCCUGGUGUUGCCCAGUGAGGACAUGGAGCUGCCACAAGGACAGAAGACCCUCCCACAGGGUGUUGUGGUCACCAUUCUCACCAACAUGCAGUCUGUGGGACUCAACAGCACCGCCCUGAAGAUUGCCCUCAAGUUCGACAAAGCCAGAAGUGUUUAGUUCUUUCCAGAACAUUGCAGGUACGAUACAUAUUUUGGAAAAUGUGUAUUUUUCUAUGAAGGUUGGUCAAUUGGACACAAUUGGCACUAAACUCAGAUACCUCACUGAUUUUGACACAAGAACGCUUUUACACAAAAGUCAUUGUAAUAAUGAACAAAUAUUUGUAUUGCACAAUGAAAGAAAGACAUUGCCAAAAUAGAUUUGUCUCUGCGUCAUAUUGAAUGACGGAACACAAUGGAAGCCAAAAAUACAAGUGGCUCUGUUAGGUGGAGUUAUAAUAUGAUGUCAGUCAGUGUUUUUCAACCACUGUGCCGCGAGAUACAGUCUGGUGUGCCGUGGGAGAUUAUGUAAUUUCACCUAAUUGGGUUAAAAAUAUUUUUUGCAAACCACCAGUAAUUAUAAUCCGCAAAUGUGCCGUUGUCGAGUGUUUGUGCUGUCUAGAACUCAGCAGAGUAACCGUGUAAUACUCUUCCAUAUCAGUAGGUGGCAGCAGGUAGCUAAUUGCUUUGUAGAUGUCGGGAACAUGGUUUGUCUUGAUCACAAUAUGCGGGAGGCAGCGUGCAGGUAAAAAGGUAUCUAAUGCUUAAACCAAAAAGAAAAGGCAUUGAAGCUUAGAGAAGGCUAUGCAAAACUAAACUAAAACUGAACUGGCUGCAAAGUAAACAAAAACAGAAUGCUGGACGACAGCAAAGACUUACAGCGUGUGGAGCAGACGGCGUCCGCAAAGUACAUCUGUACAUGACAUGACAGUCAACACCAAAAUAGGAGCGCAAGACAAGAACUAAAACACUACAGACAGGAAAACACCAAAUAAGUCAGGGCGUGAUGUGACAGGUGGUGACAGUGCAUCUACUUUGAGACAAGAGCUAUAGUGAUGCAUGGUUGAUUAUGGUUUGAAUUUAUAUCCAACAAUUGCGAGAACGACUUUUUACUGUCAAUAUCGGCUGCUGAGUUUCAUUUAUUUAUGUUUCCUGCUGGUGGUGUGCCUCGGGAUUUUUUCAAUGAAAAAAAUAUGCCUCGGCUCAGAAGAGGUUGAAAAACACUGAUAUAAGUAACAUACAUAAAUACUUGUGGGAGUUACUGACGACAUUAAACCUGAACCCGUGAAAAAUGUUCUGCU